AAUGGCGGUGAUAGUAUUUGCUUCUUGCUCAAACAUUAGCGAUUGGUGUAUCUUUUAUUCAUUUCUACUUGAAUACUAGGCCGACACUUUUAUUUAUAUUCCUUACUUUACCUGAGCGUGUUACGUUGCUCAAAAUCAUAGGUUUUCUGAUUUCUGUGUAAAAGUGGUGUAUCAAACGAGAAACCAAGUUAAGUGAAAAUUACAAAGAUGCCUACCAGAAGUUGUUAAUAAGACUUUCGUAACAUUAAUCCUGAGAAAUAGGACGUGAAAAAUGGUCAACAUGGAAGCCUCGAAGAUCACAAGCAAAACCAGCUCGUUAAAAGCUUUGAUCCUGAAAGCUUGGCGAGAACGAUGGACCGACAUUCAAUGGGGAAUCAACAUCAAAACUAUUCUACCGAGAGGAGUGAGCGGAGACCUUUAUAACCUGGCGGACUGCAUACUUCAACAGGCGAUGGUGGGAUGCGGUGCUAAUCAGCUGGUAAUAUCCUAUCUCAAACACUCGUUAGCGUCGCAUUUGGUGUCGUAUGCCGCUGUAUUACAAAGAAUCUCUAAAUUUGAUGCAUUUCAUAAACCCCACUGCAUUAUCAGUCUCUUAGACUUCCUGGAGAGCUUUUUAGACAGCAUCACGUGUCGUGGAAAAUUGGAAGAGGAAGUAUUGGCCCUUGCUGUGUCUUCAAUAAUAUUGUGGCUAUUACAAGUUUAUCAUUACUCAUUGAGUAAAUAUCCCUCAUCCAAUCCUAUACAAUGUCAAGAACUCCUUGAAAAGUCCACAUCACUUUUGAAUUCAAUUGUAAAUUCAGAUUUUCUACUUGCAAUGUUUUAUCUUGCAAAACAAAAUGAUCCAGAAGAGUAUAAUGAAGUGACAAAGAAAUGCCAAGAGAUUACAGCAUUUAUGAUGAUGAAUACACAGUUUAAAGCUCCAGUAACUAUACAUGAGACAUUGCAAAAGAUCUGCAACAUGGAUGUGGACAAAAUAGCACCAUUAAAUAAUAAACCAGAAUCUGUGACACAUUUAUUACAAGCACAAAUUGCCAUAAAUGUCUUGGCUGAUCCUAGUGCAGAAUUGCAACAGCUUUCUAGCCAGUUAUUGAUGGUACAGAGAAUUAAAGGGUAUUCUCUGGCUAGACUUUAUUGUGAACUUAUUAGAGCUUGUUUCAUUUCUCUUAACGACUCUAGUAAGGACUCCUUAAAGCAAGCACUGUGGGCUGCAUUUACAUUCCUUAAAAUACCACAGGUUAUACAUUACCUCCAUAAUCUCUGUGGAACUACCAGCACCGACGGUGAAUUCUCAGUGGAACUUGUUGAAGCAUUUGAGAAACUGUUACAAUCAACUCCUUUGUUGGAUAUAGUAGAUACAAAAAACUCUUGCAAUAGUGUUGUAUCACUAAUUGAACCCUUAGUGAAAUUAAAUGUCUUAUUAGAAAGCCAUCUUGCGUAUUUCAAUCAAAAACGUGAAAAUAAAGAUGUAAAAUUACAAAAACUGGAACCGACAGGCCUACAGGGGUCUGUCCCUUCUUUUAUCACUCGUGCAGAACCAACAUUGGCAGGGAUUCUAAAAACUAUGGGAGGUGAUUUCCAUAAAACACAAGAGUCAUUGUAUGCUAUGUUGUGCCAAAUUGUAGGUGGGACAACCCUAGACACUAUUCUUGCAGUUGCAGCAGUUGAAGGAAAAUUAAAAUUAUUUGUGUCAAGGCUUAUAAAAUUCAACGAAUUUGCUUUACUUGCAGCAAGUGAAAAGGGGGCUCCUCAGACAAAAGUCUACAUCUUUGAUAUUUCUUUUCUAAUUUUGUGUUCCAUUGUGCAAGAUUAUGGUGCAGAGGCUGUUCUGGAGGAAAAUGGAGAAUCAUUCUUUGAGCAGUGGGUUAAGGAAUGUAUGGCACACAAAGGAGUUCACAAACCCCCUGAACAGAUAACACAAAAAUGUGAUUCUCAAGUCACUGAUAUAUUUAUUCAUCAUCUUAGUGCUUCAGACUUUGACUUUAAGAACACUAGUUUGAAACCUCAUGACCUUUGUAUGAAUGUUAGUGGUGCUGUGAAAGAAGUUCUGUUUGCGUGGGAACAGGGUUCACUUACUGCAGCUGAUGUCAAACGUAUGUUAGAUUCAUUGAAGCAGAAAAUGGCUUCUUUAGCAGUAUGUGCUUCAGUUUGGCUUUGCUCUUACAUCAACGUUGUCCAUCAAGAUGCAUUUUUGAAGCCAAUAAACAUGGUUCAACAGUUUUUGUCUCCACCAAGUGAGGUAGAAUUAGCUCAAAUCGACAAUUUUAAAGAACGUUCUGCUCUUAUGAGUCAAAUUAUAAGAAAAAUGCAAUAUGAUAUUCAUCCGCCUUCAGCUCCUAAAUCGAAGGCUUUGACUUAUUCCCAUAAUGUGAUUUCCCGUCAACCAAUAUUGGAACAACUGCAAUCCGUUUGGGAAGAUAUUAAAUUACGAGGGUAUCUACAUAUUGACGCUACACAUGUAGUAGAGAGUCUAUUAAACACUGCAGGACCAGUUUGGUUUGUUACUAAUCUGGUUAAAGAGACAUUGAAAUAUAGGUAUCAGGAAGACCUUGAUAGAUCAGUAGAUGUAGUUCUGGCCAUGUUCCAUUUGGAUAUUGAGAACUGCACGGAGGCGCUGUUGUUGCAUGUCUUACCGCAGUAUCUGUAUAAUGCGAAAUUAUGUGAAGAACUGGUGGAACCUCAAUCCGCUAUUCUGGCUAAAUUGACAGUAUACAGUAUAUAUGCUGCACUUGAGCAUAGUAAUAUAAACAAAAGCCAAAAUUCCAGAAAACGUCGUCUAGAAGACACAGAAGAUGAUACAAUGUGCCCAAACAAAGUAAGAAGACUGAAUGAUAAUACAGCCGACAGCAGUGGUAAUUCCUAUCCUCAAGCACCAAGUCCAACUGGCGUUACACUAAAGGAACCAUUACAAACAGCUUUGGAAAUUCUAUAUACUUCCUUUUCUCAGUUAGCUGGAAAGAAUGGAGAUGUCACUCCUCAAACUCAUUUUAUACUACAAUUUUUAGUAUAUCUGGUUCAGUGUGGCCAAGAGAGAGCACAAUUAGUGUUGCAAAAAAUGCCAAGUGAACUUGUUCCCACUUUAAUCAAAGCACUUCCAGAUUGCUUCAAUAUUAACCUGAUUCUAAGACUGUAUGACUUGUCUACACCAUACGGUCGAAAGGACACUGCCAGAGACCUUUGCCUUUUGAGGAACAUGCGGUUGAGACCUGAUUAAUAUUUAUAGGACAUUGAUGAGCUAUUUAGUGAGUAAGUUUAACAAUGUAAUCUAGGUAAUAAUACCUAUACUGAUUUUCUGUAAUAAACACGUUUAUUAGUA
Messenger RNA from Pectinophora gossypiella (pink bollworm), 3313 nucleotides. It is a transcript of the gene MED24, whose product is annotated as mediator of RNA polymerase II transcription subunit 24. The record is from RefSeq and is a predicted model, not a curated record. Gene Ontology annotation, molecular function: transcription coregulator activity. Bases 272 to 3211 code for a protein of 979 amino acids. Gene Ontology annotation, cellular component: mediator complex. The transcript has a single exon. Lineage: Eukaryota; Metazoa; Arthropoda; Insecta; Lepidoptera; Gelechiidae.